Thunnus maccoyii (southern bluefin tuna) is the source of this 4116-nucleotide messenger RNA. RefSeq names its product interleukin 21 receptor, tandem duplicate 1 (gene il21r.1). NCBI's taxonomy places the organism in Eukaryota, Metazoa, Chordata, Actinopteri, Scombriformes, Scombridae. Gene Ontology annotation, molecular function: cytokine receptor activity; protein binding. The record is from RefSeq and is a predicted model, not a curated record. The coding region runs from base 632 to 2242 and encodes 536 amino acids. Gene Ontology annotation, cellular component: external side of plasma membrane. The transcript is spliced from 11 exons. Gene Ontology annotation, biological process: cytokine-mediated signaling pathway; immunoglobulin mediated immune response.
UGUCACACGGAGGCAGUAAAAACCCAUUUCUCUAACCUGAACUGUGACCGACUCGUUUCUUGGCCACGUGACAUUCUAGUGACAGAUUCUGCAUAUUCUGCAAGAGAUGCACGAUGUGAAAAACGAAACGAGCAAGAAGUGAUUACGGACUUCCCCAGUGACUGUAUGCUUUGAACACCUUGAAACAUCAGUGCCUUCAACAGUCUCCGCAGAGUGCAAAGGCGGCAUUUCUCCAAUGUCGUCAAUUCAUGUGGAGCUUGAGGAACGUAGAUCUCCCUGUCCUCAGUCGACUAUGGACUAAGGUGUGCUAGAACUGUCCCCAGCCUAGUCUUCAUCAAAUAGCAGAUGUGUGAGAAGAGGAUUGGAGUCUGUUGAGGGCAGAGUACAAUGAACGAAGCAACAGUGUGGAUGUGGUGGGAAGGCACCACACAGACACCGCUCAAAAGGGUCUGAAACCACAUCCUUAGUCACGCCACUGAUGAUGACGCCUUCGCUGUGACAAACUCUGAAAAUUGUUCCACUAAACAUUCUCACACAGACAUCAGUGCAUCAUUAUCUCGGCUUGCUUAUUGACGGAUAAAGUGGCAGAAUUUUAAAUCAAAAAAGUGGCUGAUAACAGUGGGUCGUCCCCAUGGCUCUAAUGUUCUUAUUGAUGCUGUGGGACCUGACUUUUUUCAUUCAGGGUGUCACAUUGUGCGAAGUCACUUGUUCAACGGACUACGAUGUUUCACUGAAUUGUUCCUGUGGUUUUGACUCUGUGCUGACAGAGCCUGUCCACCUCACAGUCAACUGCAGUGAUGGAGAUCUUGAGGCUAUUGACAGCUGUCAAAUCACACCGCCUCAAUCCUGGUGCGAGAUGUUGCCAGAGGGUUUAAGUGAUGUUGCAGUAGUUGAAACCAUGUGUACUGCAACAGUCAGUCAACAAGGCAGUCAAGUAAUAAUGAGUGAGCCAUCCAGAUGGGCGCUGAGUAGUGUUGUGAAACGUCCGCCACCUUUCAAUGUUAAUGUGACAAACACUGACAGCCUCUACAACAUCACGUGGGACAACAAAAACGACGAAGGAGAGUGUUUCACAUAUAGGGUGCGCAUAAGAGAAAGCAAAGACUUGUCAAAGGAUCCAGCUUUUUCCAAUUUAUUGGACCAAAAGUACAUUUCACUAGACCACAAGAAACUGCAACCACUUACCAACUAUACUGUGGAUGUUCAGGCCAAAUAUUGUCCUGAGAAUCUCUAUCAGGGUCCGUGGAGCGAGUGGAGUUCCACUGCAGAGUGGAGGACUGCAGGAACUUCUAAAGAGACUGAGGGAAUUAAAGGAUGGUGGAUUUACGUCCUCCUGGUCAUCAUUCUUGUUGCAGUCCUCUUGCUGGGUUAUUCACAAAAACCGUUUUGGCUGAGAAAACUCCAGCAGAUCAUAGACAUCCCAAGGGCAAAUGACUUUUUCAAGCCCCUCUACCACAACUAUGGAGGGAACUUUAAGGAUUGGGUGAAUCCUGUAUUCAGCGAGUAUGAUUACCGUGGAGUCAACACACAUGUCGAGAUUAUAACCGAGAAGCAGCACGACGUCCUUCACUGGAACAAUGAGAAACAAAGCUACAGCGAGGACAAGGAGAUGAAACAAGGUGGUUGUUUCCUCCAUAUCCUGCAACCUCACUGCAACUCGCUGCCGCACUUCCAGGACGGUCGCAGUUCGCAGGGUACUGGCCACUCCACUGGACACAUCUCUAUCCAUACUGUAACCCUGUCUGGAGAGGAAGAGUUUGAGGAGGAAGUCAUGUCACAGAGCUCUGUAAACACCCUCAGAAGUUACCAAGAUGGAGGAAGUUUUGCUUCAUAUGAUGGAGACAACAGAGAGCAUGCUGGCUAUGAUUUAGAGCCUCCGAUGUCCAGGAUGGAUAGACAAAAUGAGAUAUUACCAGAGCUUGAAAACCAAAUAUCCAAUGACCCAUCAGUGGGAAAUAUAAACUUUCAGCCACAUGCCCAUUUCAAUGAACCAGAGAGGGUAUCACUUGACUCAUUUGCCUCAAACGAACAGUCAGAAGAUGGCUACCCACACGUGGACUUGGACACCAUUGACAGUGGAUUUGGGGAGUGCAGCAGCCCUGGGACAGCAGAGCACAGAGACUCAGAUUUAUUUCAUGAGCACAAAAACUCUAAUUCUAACUACGUUAAACAGUGGAUGAUAUGUAGCACUAUUCAAGAGGACUCAAGCAACCCAGAGAACAAACUCCAUGAAACACAGUGAUCACCAAAGCUGCUUUACUCCCACAAUUACAGUUUGUAGUGCUGUUGGACUUAAAACAUGGACAUUAUUGUUGACAUUUCUAGCACGGAUAAUUUCAAAGUAAAUAGGAUGUGUCUGAUUGGCAUAAAAUCCUGUAUAUUUUUUUUUUAUCUUGAAAUGUUUUAGUUGUGCACUUUGUACGUAUAUAGUCAGGUUUCAUUGUUUAAAAAGAUGUUGCCUUUUUUUGUUUUUAAGAGACAGUCCGAGGAGAAAAAUAAAUUCGGUUGGACAGGGAGGAAUGACAUGUAUGAAGUCUGAAGAGUGCCACCACAGUAAUAUUUUUCAGUGUCAAAUUAUAAUGAAAUCAAUCGAUCAAUUAUAAAUUCAUCAUUUAAAGACAGAAUAAGGAAAUAUAAUCAUCAACUUACAAAUGUACAGGGUUUUUUAAAUGUCUCUUACUGUGAGUUAUUAAUGCAUCAUAUGAAUGCUAAUUCAAUUAAUUAAGUUAUAUUAACUUUUAUAAAUGUAUAAAUCAAUUAAUAGAUUGUAAUGAUGCACUGAGAAAGUCUUAGAACUAUUCUGAUGGGACACUCCGGACUCCAUAGAUAUGCAACAUGUGAUCAAAAUGUUGUAUAUUUGAUUUAUACAGCUGGAGGAUGUUUUUUCGUUAUUUGUAUAUACAGAUUCAUUUUCUCAUGGUCAUGCAUGCUUCAUUAGCUUGUACUGUAGCACCAGGAUGCAUGCUGCAUCUUAUCAAGAUCCAGUUUUCUGAUAAUGUUUCCUUACGCAUGCAGUCUUUUAGUAACCACUGUAACCAUCCGUUCUGUUUUGCGCAAUGUCAGUAAAAAGAGUAAACAUGGACAAAAUUUUAUCAUCUGUAAACACGAUAGAAUGAUUGUCUCUGACCUUGACACCAUUUGUUGGAACGAAGUGGACAAACAUGCCAGACAAGCCUUUACAAACCAUUCUUUCACCUUGAGUAGAGAAUGUUUGCGGAGCACAUUUGUUCUCUUUCACCAAAUGGUAUAUUUGACAUUAUAUAGUUACUGAACAUAAACAAUGGUGGAAUUGCAACCAUAGUAUUUUACCAAUUUACUGGGAAAAACUCUAUUUUGACUCUAAAAUCAUUUUCUUUUCUGGUCCCAUAUUGUUUAUUUCUCCGAUUCUGGGUGAAUGUUGUCAAGACAACUCUUCAGGAUAUUUAAUUAGAGCUUUAAGGUUCAUAUUUGUUAGGCUUUGAUAAACAUAAUUAACAGAUAAUAUCUAACAGUGGGUUUUUCCUAUUGAAAAGGCUCUUGAUGGUCGCUGUGGUGGGAGGGGGAAGUGUGGCUCUUUACUUUCAAGUCCAGAGUUUCCCUGCCAGACAAUGGUCUCAAUGUGUUCCUUGUUAAAGUACAAGUAUGUUUGUUUAUUCCACACCAACCUUGCUGUUGUGUCUACACUUUCCACAACCAUGCAGUCCAUGUACUGUGGAUUAAAGCUAUAUUAACAUAGUGUAGUCUGUAAGUAAGGUGACAUGUUUUAUAUUGUAUUGGCUCUGUACUCCAGCACAUUGGAUUGACAUAUAACAGGGGCUAUGAGGUUGUAGUGCUGACUUUCAGCUUUCAGAGUGAUGGCAGGUUUCUGUUAGUCAUGUUUUGAAUUUUAGUGGCUCAUCAUCAUGCAUUUGUUUCUUCAAGGCAACAGCAAAAUAUGAAAAUGGCUAACAAGGCAAACGUCAACUAAUUGUCAGAGGACAGGAUACAAAUUCAGACAGUUUUAGCUUUAGUGAAAGAUGAAAAGUGUAAAUGUAGCUUGGCUGUGAAUGCACAUUGUCUCACAAUCUGGUGUCUGUCUGCUUCCUUGCUUAUCUCAAGCUUGACCUUCUGAUUUUGUCAGUUUUGUAAAGUUUUUCU